Molecule: messenger RNA, 231 nt
Organism: Caenorhabditis remanei
Lineage: Eukaryota; Metazoa; Nematoda; Chromadorea; Rhabditida; Rhabditidae
Exons: 2
Coding region: 1-231 (76 amino acids)
Source: RefSeq, a predicted model, not a curated record
AUGGGAGCGAGUCCAUCAAGAGUCUACACUACGGCCCAAGUGGAGGAGAUGGAAAGACGUAAUUUGGAAAGGGAGGAUAGUGAGAUGGAUGACUAUAUUCUACCAACAAACAAGUAUGAUAGUUUUGCUCGGUUUGCUCUCAUCAUCUGUUGUACAGUCGGAAUCAUAACAGCCAUCUUGUUCAUCAGUUUGGUGACCGCUGCGGAACUGGCUUCGUAUUUGAAAUCUUGA